This is a messenger RNA of Diatraea saccharalis (sugarcane borer), 507 nucleotides long. Lineage: Eukaryota; Metazoa; Arthropoda; Insecta; Lepidoptera; Crambidae. The record is from the annotation of a GenBank genome assembly.
AUGUACAAAAACAAACACGAAAAGCGCCAAAGGCACAAAGGAUUUUUGAAGGAUUGUCCAAACGGUCUCCUUACCGAACAGGGAUUUAUAAAGAUUUACAAGCAAUUCUUCCCUCAAGGUGACCCGAGCAAAUUCGCCUCGCUGGUGUUUCGAGUGUUCGACGAAAAUAAUGAUGGAUCAAUCGAGUUUGAGGAAUUUAUUCGAGCGUUAUCGGUGACGUCACGGGGAAAUUUAGACGAAAAAUUACAUUGGGCCUUCCGUCUAUAUGACGUUGACAACGACGGCUACAUCACACGGGAAGAGAUGUACAACAUAGUUGACGCAAUAUAUCAGAUGGUGGGACAAACGCCGCAGCCAGAAGACGAGAACACCCCGCAGAAGCGUGUCGACAAGAUCUUCGACCAAAUGGACAAAAAUCACGAUGACCGGCUGACCUUGGAGGAAUUCCGCGAGGGUAGCAAAGCCGAUCCCCGCAUCGUCCAGGCGCUCUCCCUAGGGGGCGAUUAA